Messenger RNA from Eruca vesicaria subsp. sativa (arugula), 1306 nucleotides. The record is from the annotation of a GenBank genome assembly. NCBI's taxonomy places the organism in Eukaryota, Viridiplantae, Streptophyta, Magnoliopsida, Brassicales, Brassicaceae.
AUGGGCUAUACACGGACCCAUUUACAUUCCCUCCAACCCAUUGUCUGUGUAACUUAUCUUCCCGUAUCAAAUCAAUCGCCGGUUUCAUAUCAAUGCAGGACUCGGAAAAACCAAACUCAACCCCAAUCUCUCACUGAGUCCACUCGGUUAUCUUCUUCUUUGUCUAUAUCCCAACAAAGCUUCCUCGAACAUCCUCUUGUGGUUUCGUUUCUAAUCGUCAGUUUCUUUAUGGGAUUAACGGUUAAAAACGCAAGUAGUGAUGGUGAGUGGACAGUGGUCUUACCAAAUAAAAGAAGACAUGGUAGAAGAAGAAAACCAAAACCUAAGGUUCAUGAAGAAGAAGAAGAGAAGCCAUGGAAGUCAGAUGAUCUUGAAAUUGAUCUACAGAGACAAGCAAGAUUAAAGAAGAAGAUGGAAAUCUCCAUCAAUAAAAUAGAGAGCUCAAAAUUCUACAGUACAUUCUUAGAACAGGUCAAGUCUUCAAAGGUUUCAGACCAGUUUCGUCUCGUGUUAGGCACUGAAACACAGCUUCAGAUGGUUAUGUAUGGUAUAGGAAGCAUAGAGUCUUACGAAUCUCCACGGUUUCAGCUGAGCGUUGCGAUUUUGAUGAAGAGAGAGUUUGGUUGGGUUGGGGACAUAGAAGUAUUCGAUCCAGUCCUCUCGGCGACUGAAUCUAGUGUACUAGAAUCUUUGGGAUGUACUGUUUUGUCUGUGAACGAGCAAGCUCGUAGGGAAGCUUUGAAGCCUACCCUUUUCUUCAUGCCACACUGUGAGGCCAAUCUGUACAGCAAUCUAUUGCAAGCAAACUGGAGAAUGGAUCGAUUGUCCAGGAUGGCUUUGUUUGGGAACAGCUUUAAGAUGUAUGAGGAGCAAGUGAUGUUAGAAGAGGAAGUCAUCCGUGCUACCAAACGGAUCAUAGCUGCAAGAAGAAUCACUAGUGAGUUUGCUAUUGAGAUUGUAUCAGAUGAUUAUUUUCCAGCUUUCCAUGAUUCAAGCUGGCAUUUUUUCAGUUCUGGUUUAGAUUCCGAGCUGCCAUUGUUGGUUUCAGAGGGAUCAUAGCUCAUUGUUUUUGCAUUUGUUAGAAUUUUGUUCUGCAUAAUCUUAGCCAUCAAGUAAAGAGUCGAACCAAUUGUUGUGCUUAGCAAAGAGUUGGUUUGCCCACCAAGUUGAUAUCACCGGUUAUGAAUUUUUGUAUUUCUUGUUGUGGCUAGAAGUUGUGUAAUCUCAGUUGAUAUAAUUACGAUUAGUCUAUUUUCAUUAGUUGCAAGCAAAUGAGAGAGAAAACAUGGACAAAUGUUAGUUGAGC